AUGUCAUAUAAGGCAAUAAUAUUUGAUCUGGGUGGAGUAUGCGUUGGUUCACCUUUUCAAGGGAUCUCUGAAUAUGAAAAAAAAUAUGGUUUACCGGAGAAUUACAUUAAUAUAGCAAUCGUAAAUGGUGGAGAAAAUGGAGCAUUUCAACGGUUAGAACGUGGUGAACUUUUCAUUCCAGAUUUCUAUGAAAUAUUUGGUAAAGAAUUAUCGGAUCCUGUAAAUAAAGAAUACUAUUAUCAAUACUUACGGUCGCGCGGAAGUAAAGGUUCAACUAUACCAUCUCUUCCUGAUCAAAUUAUAAUUGAUGGCAAAGAAUUAUUUCGAACAAUGAUGUCAGAAGCUACAAUAAUUAACCCUAUUGUGUUUAACGCUCUUAAAAGGCUUCGUGCAAGUAAUAAAUUCAAAAUCGUUGCUUUAACCAAUAAUUACCAGUUACCAACUCAAGACCAUAAAGAAAUCGAAUUACUAGGAGGAAUGCUUCCAAUGGAACUUAAGGAUUUAUUUGAUGAAAAUAUUGAAUCAAGUGUCGUUGGGUUACGCAAACCUGACCCAAAAAUCUUUUUAUAUACCUGUGAAAAGUUAGGAAUUCAACCCAAUGAGGCCGUAUUUCUUGAUGAUAUUGGAAUGUAUGUAGAAAAUUAA
Messenger RNA from Funneliformis mosseae, 645 nucleotides. NCBI's taxonomy places the organism in Eukaryota, Fungi, Glomeromycota, Glomeromycetes, Glomerales, Glomeraceae. The record is from the annotation of a GenBank genome assembly.